Suillus paluster is the source of this 1002-nucleotide messenger RNA. RefSeq lists its product as uncharacterized. The transcript is spliced from 4 exons. Gene Ontology annotation, molecular function: beta-phosphoglucomutase activity; sugar-phosphatase activity. The record is from RefSeq and is a predicted model, not a curated record. NCBI's taxonomy places the organism in Eukaryota, Fungi, Basidiomycota, Agaricomycetes, Boletales, Suillaceae. Bases 1 to 1002 code for a protein of 333 amino acids.
AUGUCGUCUCAAACAUUUUAUGCCGACGCUGUCCUGUUCGACAUGGACGGUACCCUCACUGACUCUAUCGCAGCCGUUGAGGCAGCUUGGGGCAAAGUUGCCAAAGACAUUGGUCAAGACCCCGCCUAUGUGAUCGCUGCUACCCACGGCAAGCGCGCCGUCGACAAUCUCUCACAAUUCAAGCCGCACAUCAAGGCGCACGAGAUGGACGACGAGGUGCAGAAUUUCGAGGAGACCAUUCUCUUCUUCGCAGAUGCCUACAACGUCCACGGACCGGGCUCGCAGCUCACAUCGCUCGCGAACUCGCCGUUUGCCAAUUCCCCUCUUAGCUCCGGUUUCGCAACCCCUGAUCUGUCGAUGACACCAAGCAGCUCCGCGCCUUCUUCUCGUGCAUCAUCAUUCGUCUCACCUCGCCGACCUUCAUUUGCUAGCAAGCUGAAUAGCAUGCUGGCUAUGACAGUCGUACCCGAGGCUUCUGUCUACGGCCAUGGUCCCCACUUCGAGAACUCUAUCAUGGAAGAAGAUCAGCAGGACGUCAUCAUGUUCGAGGCAGACAAAAAGAAACACUGCCUACAGGCAUGGCAACAGGAAGCAGCAAGUGUUGAUCGCUCUGUCAGGAUUUUGCCCGGUGUGAAGAGAAUGAUGAGUUCUAUUCCUGAAGGCCGUUAUGCCGUCGCCACUUCGGGCGCAAAAACAUAUGCAUAUGGUUGCAUGACUCGCGUGGGCAUCACCCCGCCCAAGGUGACCAUCACCGCAGACGACAAGCGUCUCAAGGCUGGCAAGCCCGCCCCAGACCCAUUUCUCCUCGCUGCUAGCGAACUCGGUUUUUCUGCCAAAAACUGCUGUCGUGUUGCUAGCGGUGCCACCGUAAUCGCUGUGUGCACCAGCCAUGAGAGGAAGCAGAUCGAGCACGUUGGCGCACACUUUUUGGUGGAAAACAUGGACAAAGUGAAGUGCGAGCCAUGUGCGGACGGCAGACUCAAGUUUACCGUUCAGCUAUGA